Molecule: messenger RNA, 375 nt
Organism: Zychaea mexicana
Lineage: Eukaryota; Fungi; Mucoromycota; Mucoromycetes; Mucorales; Lichtheimiaceae
Exons: 3
Biological process (GO): regulation of transcription by RNA polymerase II
Cellular component (GO): nucleus
Molecular function (GO): DNA-binding transcription factor activity, RNA polymerase II-specific; zinc ion binding; RNA polymerase II cis-regulatory region sequence-specific DNA binding
Source: RefSeq, a predicted model, not a curated record
AUGCAGUGCCUAUGGAAGGAUUGUGGACAAACGUGUGAGAAUAUGCAGAAGCUGAUCACGCAUAUCAGUGACAACCAUGUUGGCAGUGGCAAGCCUACCUAUCGUUGCGAAUGGCAGGGUUGUGCACGUAAUCAGAAACCCUUUACAAAGCGGCAUAAAAUGUAUAACCAUUUGCGGACGCAUACAGGCGAACGGCCCUUUUUUUGUCGAAAACCAGGUUGUGGCAAGCGAUUCUCAAGACCGGACUCACUGACUACGCAUAUCAAAACGCAUUCCAACGUGAGACCGUUCAUUUGUCCCGUCAAGGGAUGUCAAAAGGCCUACUAUCAUUCACGGUCACUCAAGAAGCAUGAAAAAACGCAUGAAGUUCCUACA